UGUGGCGGCCGGCCGAAUCACAUGCCGCGUGCAUUGCGUGCUGCUUCCUCGUCAGCCUUUUGCGGGCCGACGUCCAUGCGAUUGAUUCAACAGGAAUGCCAAAAUUUGGUGAAGAUUUGAAUAAUGUGACGGUGCCAGUUGGUCGAGAAGCUGUAUUCAUAUGCAACGUCGAAGGAUUAGCAACUUACAAGGUUGCUUGGCUGAGAGUGGACACCCAGACCAUAUUGACUAUUCACAGUCACGUGAUCACGAAGAACCAUCGGAUCGCAGUGACGCACAGCGAUCAUCGAAUAUGGCAUCUUCAUAUCCGGGAAGUUAGAGAAGCUGACAGGGGAUGGUACAUGUGCCAAAUCAACACGGACCCAAUGAAGAGUCAACAGGGCUACUUGCAAGUAGUUGUACCUCCAGAUAUAUUGGACUACCCGACCAGCACCGAUAUGGCGGUGAGGGAAGGAGGUAACGUUUCGAUGCAAUGUGCUGCGUCCGGAUUUCCCACUCCCAGUAUUACUUGGAGAAAGGAAGGUGGCCAUUCGAUAUCCUUAAGCCCCAACACAGAUGUGUCCGCAGUGAACGGGCCGUGGUUAAACGUAUCAAAAGUUAACCGUUUACACAUGGGCGCAUAUCUGUGCAUAGCGUCUAACGGAAUUCCACCGUCAGUCAGCAAACGCAUCAUGCUCAUCAUACAAUUCCCUCCCAUGAUAUGGAUACAAAAUCAGCUCGUCGGUGCACAAGAAGGUCAAUCGGUCACUUUGGAAUGUACGUCCGAAGCGUAUCCCAAAUCAAUCGAUUACUGGACAAAAGAUAAAACGACCAUCAUAUCAAACGGAACCAAAUACCACACAGAUCUGCAGGACAACGCAUACAAAACGCACAUGAAACUGACGAUAAUAUCGGUAACGUUGUCCGAUUACGGCACGUACCAGUGUGUUUCGAAAAACUCGUUGGGCGACACAGACGGCACUAUUAAGCUUUACGCCGUGCCUAAGCCGACGACGACAACAACGACCACCACUACGACCACUACGACCACUACGAGCACAACUACCACGACUACGGUGCCCACUUCGGUGACCGGUGGCUGGUGGACGACUGAGAUGCCUAAAAAAUCGUCGAAAUUCGGCGGAAAGGCACCCGCCAACGAAGUGGACCGGAGACCGUCGAAGAAGACCGGAAAAUACCAAGACGCCGAGGCCGCCAAUAGCAAGAAGGACGAUCCGACCGAAGAAGACCAACAGCAAAGUUCGCGAGCAGCCGCCGCCGCCGCCGCCGCCGCCGGCGACAACAAUGGGCGGCCGGCUUUGAGCAAAAAGCAUAAAAACGGAUCUACCAGCGUCCAUCCCUCGGUCGGUGUGACGGCCGCAGUUUGGAUAAUAAUAACACAAAGGAUUUUUCUGUUAUGAAUUCGUACAUUACACGACGUAUAGCUACCGCAACCGGGGCGAAAAGACACGAUGGAGCGGCAGUGUGCGACACCACUAUUCUGCAGCACGCCGUGAGAAUGAAAGAAAACCAGUGGUGAAAAAAAGGCCCUUUUUCGUUGUACAAAUGUAUUUUAAUAUGAGAUAUUAUGUGAUGCGUGUAUUACGUUUUUUUUUUUAAAUUAUUAUUAUUUUUAUUACUGGUGUAAUUUU
Messenger RNA from Myzus persicae (green peach aphid), 1631 nucleotides. RefSeq names its product neurotrimin-like. Gene Ontology annotation, cellular component: neuron projection. The transcript has 10 exons. NCBI's taxonomy places the organism in Eukaryota, Metazoa, Arthropoda, Insecta, Hemiptera, Aphididae. The record is from RefSeq and is a predicted model, not a curated record. The coding region runs from base 96 to 1400 and encodes 434 amino acids.